Messenger RNA from Erigeron canadensis, 318 nucleotides. Its product is annotated as extensin-2-like. The record is from RefSeq and is a predicted model, not a curated record. NCBI's taxonomy places the organism in Eukaryota, Viridiplantae, Streptophyta, Magnoliopsida, Asterales, Asteraceae. Bases 1 to 318 code for a protein of 105 amino acids. The transcript has a single exon.
AUGGACACUAAUUGCCCACCACCACCUUCACUUCCUCAGCCUCAGCCUCAGCCUACCACGCCUUCGAUUCCUACUUAUACUUAUUAUUCUCCCCCUCCUCCAUUUACUAGAGGCGGUGGUAGUAGCGGGGACAGAGGAAGUGGUGGUGGUUAUGGCUAUCCUACAACAAUGACACCACCACCAAAUCCCAUUGUACCUUAUUUUCCAUAUUACUAUUACAACCCACCACCUUCUCGCCGUCAAAGAUCAUCCUCUUUGAAGUUGAAGAUCAACCCAUUUCAUAUCGUUGUGCCACUUGGGUUUCUCUUCUUAGUUUAA